AUGGGAUUCCCAGAACGAGACGCAGACGCGGGGGAAGAUGACGAGGAAGCGCAAAGAGUGGCGGGUUCAGGCGCGGCGAGCAAAGCUAAGAAGGUCGCGAUGAAGAAUAAAGCGAAACCGGAGGGAGCGGAGAAGGAAGCGGGGGAGGAAGCUGGGGAAGGAGCGGAGGAGGAUGACGCACUCCUGACGAAGAAGCCGUCGAAACGGCAGCAGUUGAUGCAGCACUUUCAAUCCCCCGUUUUUAUCACUCGGCUAGUUAUGAUGGCGUUUCUGGUGAUAGUGGUGGUGGUGCUCACGGUCGGCACGUGGUUCGCCGCCAAAACUGUCUACAGCCAAUCCCUCGACGCCGUCGCCCUUCAGCUGAGAGAGAAGACCCUAGUGGGAGUGCAGGAGCAGUUCCUGCUGUACAUAAACCGCGACCGCGACGUGCUCGUGUCGCUCUCCUCUGUUCUCGAAACCACCUUCACGCAGCUGCCUACAUGGAACCUAACCCUUAACGAUAACCUCAGACUGGUCCGUCCCCUACUCUGGUCCUUCUUCAAGAGCUCCCUCCCACACAUCACAACUCUCGGCUACUACAGCAUGACAGGCCCUUUUGUAACAUACGCACAGUACGACCUGGCGAAGCAGUCCUUCGCCUCGCAGGACGGAUCCCUCUCCAUGGUCUACUCCUCAGACGUUCGCGUCAACUCCACCGCGCCCUGGUUCAUCCUGCGCACAAACUCCUCCUCCGGGCUGCCCGCGAACAACACCCCGACGCCGUUCAAGCCGCUACGACUGGGUUCCACAGAGCUCUACCAGCAGAUCGAGCGCGGGGAGGAGAAUCUCCUCUGGACGUUCAACGCAAUCCAGGACCUGUCAGGUCCGAUGCUCGUCGCCACGUCAGCGGUGCAGGUCACAGAGAGGCGCGCCCCUGUGGGCGUGCUCAUUCUAGGCACGUCCGUGGGUGUGGUGAACAGGUUUCUCGUGCAGGACACAAUAGAUGGCUGUGUGAUGUACAUUGGGAGCUCCGAGGGUUUCCUGGUGGCGACUUCGACAGGAGUAGCUACGUCUACUCCGACUGAAGACGGGCGGCUGCAGCGGUUUGUGAAUGCGACGGAUGUGGAGGAUGCUACGAUUGCUGGAGUGGCGCGGUAUCUGGAGGGGGAGUAUGGGCUGCCGGCGCUGGUGGCGGGGAAUUAUAGCUUGAGUAAUGUGGACGUGGUGGGGCGCGCGUGGUACGUCAGCAGCAUGGGCUUCGCCGUUGAUAACCUGCGACUGUACCUGGUAAUCAUCCUGCCACGCACAUCUAUAAUGGGAACAGUGGACCACGAAAUGGAGACGAUGAUCAUCGUGACCUCGUGUGUGGCGGUGGGGCUGCUGCUGCUGGGGUGGGUGGUGGUGAUCUUCCUCACGCUCUACGUGGACACGCGCAUGCGCCCCAAGGAGGAGCUGCAGCGCCAGAAGGAGGAGACGCAGCGGGCACAGGCGGCCUCCGAGGUCAAGAGUCAAUUUCUUGCUAACAUCUCCCAUGACCUGCGCACGCCCAUGGCCGGCAUCUUGGGCCUAUUAGACAUAAUGCUGUGCGACCACCUCACAGCAGAGCAGGAAGCCAAUCUGAGGCAGAUGAAGUCGUGCUGCGCCUCUCUCCUCGGGCUGCUGAACAACCUGCUGGACCUGGCCAAGGUGGAGGCGGGGCGCAUGCAGCUGGAGGUUCUGGAGUUUGACAUUGUGGGCGAGCUCGAGUCGCUGGUCGACAUGUUCAGCGUGCAGGGGCUCAGCAAUGGCACGGAAAUCGCACUGGACCUCUCAGAUGAUAUUGAGCGGACGGUUAAAGGGGACCCGUCCAGAGUCAGACAGGUGUUCGCGAAUCUGCUGAGCAACGCAUGCAAGUUCACGAGGAACGGGCAGGUCAUUGUGAGGGGGUGGAUGAGACACACCCCGCCACCCCACCUCCGCGACUCGGACCUGUCCAUCCCAGGGGAGAAGAAGCGAGCCAGCCACGAUGCAGACAGCACGUUAGCCUCAGCCACCUCUACUGCUGCCGCCGACGCUGCAGGCGGCGCAGAGGGCGACCCAUCAGACCCUGCAGCAGCUGCAGGCGCAGCAGCAGCAGGGGGGGCGGGAGGGGGUGCCGGGGGAGCGGGGGGUGCGGGUGCGGGGGGGAAGGAGGGGGCGCGGGAGAGGCGGAUGGUGACGUUUAUGUUUGAGGUGGAUGACACGGGCCCGGGCAUCCCCGCGCACAAGAGGCAGCUCGUCUUUGAGAAUUUUCAACAAGCUGAUGCCUCCACUAACCGCACCCAUGGCGGCACCGGGCUUGGGCUUGGCAUCGUCAAAUCCCUGGUGCAACUGAUGGGAGGGCACAUAGCAGUGGUGGACAAGGAAGGUCCAGGAGCGCGGUUCCGGUUUGACCUGUGCUUUGAGGCGCUGGACCACAGCAGCGUGUGGAAGAACAGCAUGCUGCAGCCCGAGUUCCUGCUGCCCAAGCUCACCACCGUCGAGGGCGGUCAGGUGCUGCUCGCCAUGCGCGAGGAGUCCGCCGGUGCCGCCAUCGCCUGCGCGUGGCUGGAACGCCGGAAGCUGCACGUGUGGCGGGCCACACAGUGGGGCGAUAUCAUGCCCGCGGUUUCGUCUAUGCUGGUUCACCGGGCGUCGGAUAGAGCAGGGCUGCAGCCGCGGGUGUCGAGGUCUAUGCAGCAUUCGCCGGGGGCAGCAGGGGAGGGCAACUUUGAGACAGCGCUGGCAGGCAAGCGGGUGCUGAUCGCAGAGGACACAGCACUGCUGCGCAAGGUAGCCAUAAUCCGAAUGCAGAAGCUGGGGUGCGAGGUGGAGGCGGUGUGUGACGGGCAACAAGCAGUGGACGCCAUUCUCGCCAUCUACGCUGCCAGAGACACACAAGGAGACGACGCCAUGCACUAUGAUGCCGUUCUCAUGGACUGCCAGAUGCCGGUGUUGGAUGGGUACGGGGCAACAGCAGCUAUAAGAGCAGCAGAGAGUGGGACACGCUUCCACACGCCCAUAGUGGCGCUCACAGCGCAUGCCAUGACGAGCGACGAGAAGAAGUGCCUCGAUGCGGGCAUGGAUGCGUACCUCACCAAGCCCAUCGACCCCGCCCUCAUGGCGCACACACUGCUCUCCCUCAUGUCCCGCUACCCGCGCUGCUGUGUUCCGCACAUCGACAGCAUUGCGGGGGGUGAGGAGGGGAGUGUAGCAGUUGACGUUGCAGCUGACGCCACUGCUGCUGGGGGAGGGGUAGACGCAUCUGGCUCUUAUGGCGGGGAGCGGCCGGUGUCGCCUGCUGCUGCUCUUGCGGUGACCAUGCAGCCUUGA
Messenger RNA from Closterium sp. Yama58-4, 3309 nucleotides. The record is from the annotation of a GenBank genome assembly. Lineage: Eukaryota; Viridiplantae; Streptophyta; Zygnematophyceae; Desmidiales; Closteriaceae.